UGAACAUCUACAUUAAACUUGUUCGAUUAGAAACAAAUAGGGCCCUACAAACCAAAACAACACAACCUCCAGAAGGGCCGGAUCCACUCCAUAUUUAGCUUAAUGCAGUUUCCCUACAUCGAAUUAUCUAAAAUAAUUAAAAAAUGACUGCCGAUGAACGAAAUUUCCGGUCCAGUUAUUAUGAAAAAGUUGGCUGCCACAGUGUCGAAGAAAAGAAAUCACUUAACAAAUUGUUACAGGAUAAUAUACGAAAUCAUGUCAAACUGAAACAAUUCUGUUUGAGCUACACUGUUCCCACCACACAUCGCAGCCUCUUGUGGAACAUUAUUUUGGGCGUUAUGCCAUUGCAUAAGAACUCCACCGAAUUUAUUAUGAAUCAACGCAAAGCUGUCUAUGAUGAUCUACUCAGAGCUGUAAAUAUAAUGCAAUAUGGCUCUACAACAAAACCGAAAGUAUUGCUAAGUAUGUGGCAAUUGGAACAAAAUCGUCUUUUGCACUCAGGACCUGAGGAUAUAGCUGAUCAGGUGUUUAUGGAAAUAGUUAAAGUGUUGCUACAGAUAUUCAACGAUGAUGUUGAGACAUAUUGGUUGGCAAAAGAAUUCUAUGCCUGUACUCUAGAUAUACAACAAGAAUGUCCUAGACUGAAAGAGUUGACUCAGACACUACUUAAAAAAGACGAUAUGCAGUUGUAUAGUCACUUGGAAAAUUUGGAUGUUUUCAAAUCAGACCAAUUAUUAGAUAGAUGGUAUAUGACUUGUUUUGCCGGUGUCAUCAAUGAAUCUACCUUAGUACGUGUAUGGGACAAAAUAUGUGGCGGAUCAAAGAAAAUCGUCGUAUUUAUAUUCCUAGAGAUGGCCAAGGCUCUAAGCGAUAAGGCAAUGAAAUGCAAAACCAGUAACGAGUUUAAAAAUCUGAUAGAGCAGGUCAAAGAUCCGGAUGCGCUAAUUGUAAACAAAGCGAUAAAAGCAUGGCAAAAUAGCAAUCAACACAGUGAAAAAAUAACUGUUCAUUAAAAUAAAAAUAACUCGUUUUAUAUUCAUUAAUAAACUAGCUUUACCAACAGAAAUGUUAACUUAAAUAUACUUGAAAACAACAUCA
This is a messenger RNA of Musca domestica (house fly), 1098 nucleotides long. RefSeq names its product TBC1 domain family member 7. The coding region runs from base 144 to 1013 and encodes 289 amino acids. The transcript is spliced from 3 exons. Lineage: Eukaryota; Metazoa; Arthropoda; Insecta; Diptera; Muscidae. Gene Ontology annotation, biological process: negative regulation of TOR signaling; activation of GTPase activity. Gene Ontology annotation, molecular function: GTPase activator activity. The record is from RefSeq and is a predicted model, not a curated record.